UGUGUGCGCGUGUGUUUCUGGAGGGAGACCCCCGACCCGCCACGGGGAGAGCGAGAGGUCUGCCGUAUCCGUGACAACGAGGAUGGGCUGCAAUCUGUGUAGUUUACAGAAGAGAGAGGAGCAUUACAAACUACUGUAUGAGAUCUCACAGGUGAAUGGCAGAGAUCUCUCGAGAGCGAGUCAUGAAGAGGCGGUCGAGGCUUUCCGCAGCGCUAAAGACCCCAUCGUGGUUCAGGUGCUCCGCCGGACCCCUCUGCCCCGAGGUCAAGCCCAGGACGUCCAGGUGGUGGACGUGUGCACACAAACCGAAAUCACCUUCGAGCACAUCAUGGCUCUGGCCAAACUCCGUCCUACAACACCGCCUGUGCCGGAUAUCUGUCCCUUUCUCCUGUCAGACAGCUGUCACUCUCUGCAUUCUGCUGAUCAGGAGAACUUUGAGGAUGGCCAGUAUCUUAACACAAUGAUUGUGGACGGAGAGAGACCUGAUGACUUUGAGUAUGAGGAGGUGGAACUGUGUCGAAUGAACAGCGAGGAGAAGCUCGGCCUCACGCUGUGUUACAGAACGGAUGAUGAAGAAGAUAUCGCUAUAUACGUCAGCGAGAUCGAACCGAACAGCAUCGCCGCCCGAGAUGGUCGCAUCCGAGAAGGCGACCGUAUUUUACAGAUUAAUGGGAGGGACGUUCAGGACAAACAGGAAUCUGUGGCCGUUUUGUCAAAUGAAGAAUGCAGAAAUAUUGUGCUGCUCGUGUGCAGGCCUGAAAUACAGGAGCCGUGGCUUGAUGAUGAACACAGCGAGUUCUUAGAAGAGCUGAAGAUGGAGAUGCUGGAAGAACAGAGAAGAGAAGAAGAGGAGAUGGAUAGAGCCGCAAGAGAAGAAGAAGAGAAGGCCGCAAGAAUCCAAGAAGACAUCACAGCCUCCUGUUCUUAUAAUCAGACCGGUCAAAAAGACGGCUCCGAAAAGAAUGUUCUCGCCCAAAUCCAAAAGCGUCUCUCGCGGUGUUUACGGCAGCGGCGCGAUGCUGCGGGUCAAAGCCGUGACUGUCCGGUGACGGGUCGGGUCUCCGGUGAGGGAGUGGAAGACAAAGUCACUGAUGGAGAUUGUUACCAGCAGCUCCUCGAGCUCAAGUGUCAAAUCCGCAACAGCGGCGAGUACGACCUCUUCUACAGACGCAGCAGCACCAUCGAAUGCAGUCUGCGGGAGCAGAGCAGUGGCGUUCAACACGAGCUGCGUCUGCUCAACGAGGAACUGUGCAGCAUCGAGCUGGAAUGCCAGAACAUCAUGCAAGCGCAUCAACUGCGUACGCAAAACCAAGGUCCCCGGAGCCCUCGGCACGCCGGGAAGCUGGCCGACAUCAGCGAGCACCCGGAAAAGUCAGACAAGGACAGUUCGAGUGCAUACAAUACGGCGGAGAGCUCCCGCAGUACUCCGCUAGCCAUGGACCGCUCUCCAGAACAUUCCGUGCAGAGGAUGAUCACUUUGACCAACCAGAAGAACCUCAAGAGUAGUUUCCUUGCCGGACGCGGUUCGCCCCCCUGUCCGCCCGUCAGGAGAGCGCCGAGCGGCAGUCCGGAUCACAGCAACCCCUCGGAGUCCGACCAAACUCCUCCUGCGGACGAUGAGAGGAGCCUUCACUCGUGCAUCCCGCGCCACCAGCAAACGGAUCAUGCCCGACAUUACCAGAGCGUUGUGCACCUGAUCCAACAACAAUCCGCUGUGGAGUACGCCCACAGUCUGCUGAGCGGUCCGCAGGCCCCUCUGCCGUCCGAACCCAAGAUGGAGUGGAAGGUCAAGGUGAGAAGCGACGGCACAAGGUACAUCACCAAGCGGCCGGUCCGAGACCGACUGCUCCGCGAGCGAGCCCUCAAAAUCAAGGAGGAGCGCAGCGGAGGUAUGACGACGGACGAUGACGCCAUGAGCGAGAUGAAGAUGGGACGCUACUGGAGCAAAGAGGAGCGGAAACAACAGCUCCUGCGGGCUAAAGAGCAGCGCCGGCGACGGGAGUUCAUGCAGCAGAGUCGACUGGAGUGUCUGCGGGAGAAUCCUCAGAGCGGCGGCGAGGGCCGUAAGGAGGUCAGCAUCAUCGAACUCAGCCAUCGUAAGAUGAUGAAGAAACGCAACAAGAAGAUUCUGGACAACUGGAUGACCAUUCAGGAACUGAUGACGCACGGCGCCAAAGCGCCAGAAGCUUCCAAAGUCCAUAACGCCUUUCUUUCCGUUACAACUGUAUAGAUUUUCACGAACAUUCUUGUACUUUACCCCAUGUGGUACGAUCUACUUUUGCCUCGUUCAAUGCGGCGAUUUUUAUGAGAAAACAAACAAGAAUAUUUUCACACUUUGUUACUGGAUAAAUGUUUUGUAUGCAAAUGUCAGUUUUUAUGAUUUAAUUUUCUGUUUUGUUACAAUAACAAAAACGUACUUGAAGGAACAUUCCAAACAAAGGAAACAUCACCUUCAUGUUAUUUCAAACGUGUAUGACUCUUUAUUUUGUUGAAUGUUAAAAUGUUCAGCCAAAAACU
Triplophysa dalaica is the source of this 2517-nucleotide messenger RNA. Its product is annotated as PDZ domain-containing RING finger protein 4-like. NCBI's taxonomy places the organism in Eukaryota, Metazoa, Chordata, Actinopteri, Cypriniformes, Nemacheilidae. The transcript has 8 exons. Bases 83 to 2230 code for a protein of 715 amino acids. Gene Ontology annotation, molecular function: protein binding. The record is from RefSeq and is a predicted model, not a curated record.